Messenger RNA from Oncorhynchus mykiss (rainbow trout), 1081 nucleotides. Lineage: Eukaryota; Metazoa; Chordata; Actinopteri; Salmoniformes; Salmonidae. The record is from RefSeq and is a predicted model, not a curated record.
AACUCACCCCCAACCUGAAUAACAUUUAUUCGCGAUUUGUUCUAUGGUGACCGUUAUCUAUUGCUCUAUGGUGACUGGUAUAUACUGCUCUAUGGUGACUGGUAUCUACUGCUCUAUGGUGACUGGUAUAUACUGCUCUAUGGUGACUGGUAUAUACUGCUCUAUGGUGACUGGUAUCUACUGCUCAAUGGUGACUGGUAUAUACUGCUCUAUGAUGACUUAUCUACUGCUCUAUGGUGACUGUUAUCUACUGCUCUAUGGUGACUUUUAUCUAAUACUCUAUGGUGACUGUUAUCUACUGCUCUAUAGUGACUGUUAUCUACUGCUCUAUGGUGACUGGUAUCUACUGCUCUACGGUGACUGUUAUCUACUGCUCUAUGGUGACUGUUAUCUACUGCUCUGUGGUGACUGUUAUCUACUGCUCUAUGGUGACUGUUAUCUACAGCUCUACGGUGACUGUUAUCUACAGCUCUAUGGUGACUGUUAUCUACUGCUCUAUGGUGACUGUUAUCUACUGCUCUAUGGUGACUGGUAUCUACUGCUCUAUGGUGACUGUUAUCUACUGCUCUAUGGUGACUGUUAUCUACUGCUCUAUGGUGACUGUUAUCUACUAUUCUAUGGUGACUGUUAUCUACUGGUCUAUGGUGACCGUUAUCUACUGCUCUAUGGUGACUGGUAUCUACUGCUCUAUGGUGACCGUUAUCUACUGCUCUAUGGUGACUGGUAUAUACUGCUCUAUGAUGACUGUUAUCUACUGCUCUAUGAUGACUGUUAUCUACUGCUCUAUGGUGACUGUUAUCUACUGCUCUAUGGUGACCGUUAUCUACUGCUCUAUGGUGACUGGUAUAUACUGCUCUAUGGUGACUGGUAUCUACUGCUCUAUGGUGACCGUUAUCUACUGCUCUAUGGUGACUGGUAUAUACUGCUCUAUGAUGACUGUUAUCUACUGCUCUAUGAUGACUGUUAUCUACUGCUCUAUGGUGACUGUUAUCUACUGCUCUAUGGUGACCGUUAUCUACUGCUCUAUGGUGACUGGUAUAUACUGCUCUAUGAUGACUGUUAGCUACUGCUCUAUGAUGAC